AUGGUGGCAGACAUCCUCGAAAUAUACACCGAUGGCGCUUCGCGCGGUAAUCCUGGAAGGGGAGGCUAUGGCAUAGUCAUGCUAUGGAAAGGUAUUCGAAAAGAAAUGCAAGCUGGGUAUAGACUCACGACGAAUAAUCGAAUGGAACUCUUAGCAGUUAUUGUAGCACUCGAAUCACUUACACGUCCUGGUUUGGAAGUUAAGAUGUAUACUGACAGUAAGUACGUUGUAGAGUCCAUUGAAAAAAAAUGGGUCUUUGGAUGGGUGAAAACCAACUUUAAAAACAAAAAAAAUAAAGACCUUUGGUUACGAUUUUUAGACAUUUAUCCCAAGCAUAAGGUGCAAAUGAUAUGGGUCAAAGGGCAUGCUUCCAAUCGCGAAAACAAUCGUUGUGACGAACUUGCAACCCAAUCAGCCGAUGGCAAUCAUUUGUUGGUCGAUGAGUGGUAUGAAGAGAAUAGGGAGUAG
Messenger RNA from Darwinula stevensoni, 468 nucleotides. The record is from the annotation of a GenBank genome assembly. Lineage: Eukaryota; Metazoa; Arthropoda; Ostracoda; Podocopida; Darwinulidae.